Molecule: messenger RNA, 541 nt
Organism: Schizophyllum commune H4-8
Lineage: Eukaryota; Fungi; Basidiomycota; Agaricomycetes; Agaricales; Schizophyllaceae
Product: Pre protein translocase Sec Sec61-beta subunit
Exons: 4
Coding region: 71-364 (97 amino acids)
Biological process (GO): intracellular protein transport
Cellular component (GO): Sec61 translocon complex
Source: RefSeq, a predicted model, not a curated record
GCACCUCCUCCUCCACGUCUGCAGCACGCCAACAUCCAUCCAGCUCCCUACGUUCCUUUCCCCCUCCACCAUGUCUGACUCCGAUAGCUCGAAAGCGGUCCGCCCCACCAGCCCCUCAGGAGUUGCCAGGCCAGCAGGCGCGCUCAGGCGCCGCGCCACCCCCUCCAGCGCAGCCGCAAAACCUGCGUCAUCCCGCGCAGCCGGCGCAGGCGGCUCCUCGAGCACCAUGCUCAAGUUGUACACCGACGACUCACCCGGGUGGCGAGUCGAGCCCCACGUCGUCGUCGUCCUCGCCGUCUCCUUCAUUGCCUCCAUCUUCUUCCUUCACAUCUCCGCCAAGCUUAUCAAGGCGUUCACGAAGUAGGCUAGGAAGAGGUACGGCUGCAGCAUGUUUUCCGGGCUAUAUUAUACGGGUUCUGCUGUGGGCAUCGCUUAAAAGCACUAUUUACCGCGCGGCAUGCGCGUUCUGUAUACCAGCGCGUCGUUCGCAUCGUGUAUACCAGCGCCAUCCUAUUGGAGCUUCUAGGAUCGACGUGCGCCU